AUGAGACAAUCCAACAUUAUAAGAGAGCAAGAAUAUCGGAAUAUACGGAGUAGGGAGAUAACAAAUCCGCAGACAUCUAGCAGCUCCCAGGGCAGCUUGGAAUCUGUCAUAUGUCACGCAGCACAAGACGAGACGACGACGCAGAAACAAUCUUGGAGCAAGGAGGAGAUCGAAAAAACAUUAUCAAGUCUUCCGAGAGGCGACAUAGCUUUAUCUCUGAUUCCUACUCUUCAUGGCGAUGCUCUACAAAAAGUUCUGGAAGAAUUUCAAUGUGUAACUCUCAACAAAAAUGAGGAUCACAUAUCGUUGCCCACGUCCGCAGAUGAAAUUAAGGAAGAGACUAUAUUGGUUGACGAAAAUAGAGCAGCGGCUACCAUGACUCCGGUACAACUACUUGCAGAAUGGCCGGAUACGUGUCUACUGAUUUCUAGCUGGCUGGGUCAUAUAGAAAUAGUUAAGGCUUUGAUAGAAAAAGGCGUGCCAGUUUCUACGAGAGACAAUGAUGGAAGAUUUAUGACACUGCUACAUCUGGCAGCAUGUACCGCGUCCACGAAGAUCGUGGAGGAGCUACUGAAACAUGAUGCUGAUUCAUGUGAGUGGGAUUUCGAGAAGAAAUAUACCCCGUUGCAUUGUGCUGCCGUAGCUGGUUGCGUUGAUACAGUUAAAUGCUUGAUCAAGUCAAAGGCAGAUGUGGAUGCCAGAAGAAGUCCACUUUAUUACGCCGUGUUGAACAAUGCUGUGGAUUGCGUCGAAACUCUACUGCAAGCAGGUGCUUGUCCUGAUAAUUCACAGGUGCUUCUUCAUCACAACCACAAUUUAAACAUAAAUUUAGUGGAGAAGUAA
This is a messenger RNA of Camponotus floridanus (Florida carpenter ant), 843 nucleotides long. Its product is annotated as delta-latroinsectotoxin-Lt1a. The transcript has 4 exons. Gene Ontology annotation, molecular function: protein binding. NCBI's taxonomy places the organism in Eukaryota, Metazoa, Arthropoda, Insecta, Hymenoptera, Formicidae. The record is from RefSeq and is a predicted model, not a curated record. Bases 1 to 843 code for a protein of 280 amino acids.